Diaporthe amygdali is the source of this 2058-nucleotide messenger RNA. RefSeq lists its product as uncharacterized. The record is from RefSeq and is a predicted model, not a curated record. Lineage: Eukaryota; Fungi; Ascomycota; Sordariomycetes; Diaporthales; Diaporthaceae. The transcript has 3 exons. Gene Ontology annotation, biological process: telomere capping; regulation of telomere maintenance via telomerase. Gene Ontology annotation, cellular component: chromosome, telomeric region; nuclear telomere cap complex. The coding region runs from base 1 to 2058 and encodes 685 amino acids. Gene Ontology annotation, molecular function: G-rich strand telomeric DNA binding; telomerase inhibitor activity.
AUGCCUCGGCACCAUCCCAAUUCCUCGAGUCGUAGGAGGGCUCAGGAUGUCCUACCACUGCCCAAGGGUUUCAUAUCCAUCAGCGAACUCCUUGAUGACAGCCAAGGCCCAGGCAAAAUGGUGAACGUCAUAGGGGUUGUCAAAGACUGUAAAUUGCCCAUUCCGACUAAGGGCACGGAUUAUAAGAGCACUCUGACUUUGUAUGACCUGUCCACACAAGGCGACACUGAGGGUAUCGACCUCAAUGUUUUCCGUCGUGAGAAGGAAAUGCCCACAGUCGAGGCCGGUGAUGUCGUCGUGGUCUACUCGGUGAAGCACCAGACAUACGGGGGCACCUCUUCCCUCCUUACCACUUACCGCACCGACAUACACGUCUACGCCGCUCAGCAAAUUCCCAGAAGCGGAUCUUCCCAGUCUGCAUCGGGCGCCCUGAGACCCCCAUCACGCCCUGUCGCCCGAAACCCUGGAGAUAAAGAGCACGAGUAUGUUACGUGGCUGUACGAUCACAUAGACAGACAAUACAUCCCUGAUCAGGAAGACUUCUCCGCCCGAGCCGAGCUGUCCAGGAACAUCAGAGACCGGUUCAGCCUGCUCGCUGACGUCCAGGACCGCAUGUUUGCCGACCUAGUCGUGCAGGUUGUUCGGGAACCAUUCGAUCUCGGUGACAAGAUAUGUCUGUGGGUUUCUGACUGGACAGAGAACGCCAGAUUCUUCCACAGGACAGAUGACAGCCCAGACUGGACUGACGGCAUGCCUGUGCGCGACGGCGACCCAUAUGGCUAUACCAGCAAGUUCAAAAAGCCGGUAGACCCCGUAGAAGUCGAGGGCAAAUGGCGUGGCCCCUCCGGUAAGCGGUCUUUACAGCUCACAUGCUGGGACCCUCACGCCGACUUCAUCCGGGACCAGGUCGAACUCGGCACCUGGCUACAUCUGCGAAAAGUCCAAAUCGGCUACGGCCAUAAUUCCACAAACCUUGAGGGCUUUCUUCGUGGGGAAAGGCAGUACUCGAAUUUCUCAGACAAGAUCAAUGUACAAAUUCUGGACCCCCAGGCCGACGGAGAGAAAAUUGAUCCUCGCCUUCGCGACGCGAUCAGGAGGAAGCGGGACUAUGAAAAAGAGAAGGGCCCGACCAAGGGUGCGCACAAGAGGAAGGCUGAGGAGUCCCCGCAAAAGGACAACACUAAGACGAGACGGCAAGCAAAGCGCGCCGCAAGACAGAAGGCGCAUGAGCAGGUAGAGGAAAAGGAGAGCAAAGAGCAGCUCAUCCCCGACCUGAAUGACCUGAUCAAAUGCGAGAACCCAGACAUGAAACCGAGGCCACUCUCGUUUAUCCUCGAGCCAGUCCUCUACCACACCAUCAUCGCAAAUGAGCCAGUCUCCCUCGAACUCCCAUUCACCUGCGCCAAGGACCGCACCCACGCCCGUGUCAUCGACUUCCACCCUUCCAGCCUUGAGGACUUCGCCGUCAGCCGUCGGCGCACCGACAACGACUGCCUGUCGGACAACAGCGCCGACGACAUCGACCCGGACUCGGACGAUGGUGAGCACGACACUAGGCACAGCCGCCGCAACCGCGUCUGGGAGUGGCGCUUCGCCCUCAAGCUCGAGGAGGUGUCGCCGGCCCUGCUGAAAAAGGACAAGAAGCCGGCCACCCUCUGGGUCCACGUCGGAAAUCCGCAGGCCCAGCUGCUGACGGACCUCGACGCGCAGGACCUGCGCGCCGCGCACAACGAAGAGACGCUGGGCAGCCUCCGCGAGCAGAUGUUCAAGCUCUGGGGCGACCUCGAGGAGCGCAAGGUCGACCUCGAGGCGCGGAAGCGGGAGCAGAGAGAUAGGAUCCUCCACCAUAUGCCACCGCCCAGCUCCGGCGCUGAGGAGGAGGAGGCUGCGGCGCAUAGUGCCGGCCUCGGCCAGAUUUCGAAUAAGCCAUUCACUUGCUGCAUACAGCAGUACGGCGUCAAGGUUGAGGCGGAAGAGGGCGAGGAGGACAAUGCCGGCGAGGGCAAGAAGUGGCAAAGGAUGUAUGGGCUCUUUGGGACCAAGAUCGCCAGCGAUUAG